CUAGCUCUAGUGGUUGUCGUAGUCUGUUCAUCCAUCGGUCGCAGUAUUUCCUUCGAAUAUAAGCUUUUACCCAGUAGCAUCCCAGCAGGGUAAUUGUCCUUUUUCCUGAGACAUAUCUGGCAGAGAAACAAAAGUAGAAUUGAUCGACAUCAGCCCCCGUUCGUAUUCGUUCAAGAGAAAGACAUACCAGAACAAGAUGGGCCAGUGGGAAGAUUUGGACGAUGUUGGCAAGGUGGCCUUCACCACGGGGAAGCUGGAGCGGUGGGGCAAGAUCGCAGCGCGCUGCGCCGAAGACGAGGAGUGCGACCUUGCCGAGUACGAAGCUGCCAAAGCUGCUUUUGAAGUCGAAGAAACCGUCGGUAAUGCCACCACGCUCCGGGUACCUUAAAAAUUCACCUUUUCUCACCGUAAGUUGUGCUCAAAUGCAAAAACAUCAUACUCAUAUUUCUCCAGCAGUCGCCCGGCAGUGCGGGUGGGUUGCUCAUCUUCCAUGAUGUGCACUGCUACCACAGGAGGAAAGGCUAAUCGAUGCGGAACAACAGUGCGACAACUCGGAGUAGGAUCGAUAAAACAGCAUCUGGAUCCUCCACCUAGAACUUAGAAAGAACAUUUUCCAGUGGAAAUUCACAUUAUUCUCAGGAUGCGGUUAUGGCGAUGCGGCUUAGCGCAGCUGCUGGGUUAAAAGAAAGUCAGGACUACGAGGCGCUCAUCGCAAAAGCGGAAUCUCGGUUGCAAGAGACUAUCGCGGACGCGCAGGAAUUCAGCGUCGCCUUUGCAGAUAACUCGGAAGCCGCUCAAGUCGAGCUCGACGGCUGGGUGGAAGCUGUGGCCGCUGGUCGCGAGGGUAAGGAGAACAACGACCUGGUGGUCUUUUUGCGCGAAAUGCGCAAACAGAUCGAGGACGGUGUGGAAAAGUGGUAACAUGCAACAUGUUGAAGCAGAUACAUAUUGAUAUUGUUCAUUCCUGCAGCAACUCGAAGUCGGACUGCAUCCGAGCAGAGAACAGCUAUGACGGUAGUGACCGUGUAGCUCCGCGCACAUUGUCGAGUUCUCACAGCGCAGUACAGCGAUGCGUAUCCUUUCAAGAACACACUUAUUUUUACUUAGACUAACAUCCUGAAUCCCCGCCCGUGGUACGAUUAAAAAAUAACAACUGCAUGGAGGACGCACUGUAUCCUAGGUCCUCGCUCUUGCAUUCAUUCAAGUAGCUAGCGAGUGCGAGGAGCUAUUUAGCUUUCCUGUCUCAACACUGACACUGAGGUAGAAGUAAUCACCAGCUAAACACAGCACGAACAAGUCGCGAACUACGCAGGACAUCAAGUACAAAAUCCUAUUUACAGCAGCCUAGCUGUAGCUGUAUCUGUGAGUAGCGCCAGCGCAACAUCACGAAAUAAAUUGAACAGCUUUGGCAAAGUAACACAGAUUUGUAGCAAAUUGCUACAAAUCUGUGUUACACUUGAAAAGUUCGGCCCGAGUACUUACCUGAAAGCGCAUCUCAAAUGAAAGUAAAACACGACAGUUCAUCAAUGCGACCAUAUCAUCGUUGUCGUGGUAAGGUCUUCUAAACAC
Messenger RNA from Amoebophrya sp. A120, 1569 nucleotides. The record is from the annotation of a GenBank genome assembly. Lineage: Eukaryota; Dinophyceae; Syndiniales; Amoebophryaceae.